Momordica charantia (bitter melon) is the source of this 1313-nucleotide messenger RNA. The record is from RefSeq and is a predicted model, not a curated record. Lineage: Eukaryota; Viridiplantae; Streptophyta; Magnoliopsida; Cucurbitales; Cucurbitaceae.
CCCCUCGUGAUAUUCGCAGUGGCUAAUAAAUAAUUAACGAAAAGGAGAAAAUAUAUAUAUAAAAAGAGAUUAGAAAUUUAUAAUCUCUCAACUCGGCCUCUGCUUCCGUUUACCAAGUCAUCAAGAAAAUUCGCAGAAAAAACCCAGCUCCGGUGUCGUAACUCCUCUUCCAAACAGCCACACAGCAACUUCACAAUCACAAUCCCAUCUUCAAUUUAACAGCCCUAUUCAAUUUUACUUUCAAAGGGGUUUGUUUUUUGAUGUUGCCGAAGAAGUUGAUUCCAGUUCCAAAUCCUAGAAUGGACCAGAAUUUGGAUUCAGAGCAGGAGGCUGAUCUGCUGCUACCUGGUUUCCGGUUCCAGCCCACAGAUGAAGAGCUUGUGGGAUUUUACCUCAGAAGAAAGAUUGAGAUGCGUCCCGUUACCAUCGAUCUAAUCAAGCACGUUGACAUCUACAGACACGAUCCAUGGGAUCUCCCAAGGUUGGCAGCUAUUGGGGAGAAAGAAUGGUACUUUUUCUGUCGAAGGGACCGGAAAUACAGAAACAGCGCACGGCCCAACAGAGUGACUGGCUCUGGGUUUUGGAAGGCCACUGGCACGGACAAGCCCAUUUACUCCUCUAGUGGGAUCCACUGCAUCGGGUUGAAGAAAUCUCUUGUGUACUAUCGAGGUCGAGCUGCCAAAGGCCUCAAAACCAACUGGAUGAUGCAUGAAUUUCGCUUGCCCUCUUGCCCAGAUUAUCAGGAUUCGUGGGCGAUUUGCAGGAUAUUUAAGAGAACGAACAAGGCGAGACAGGGGGUUAUGUCUGCUUCUUCUCUCUCUUGGUUGUCGUCGUUACCAGGGGCAGAGGCUUCAACCGAACCCCAGUUUCAGAACUUCCCCAGAUCUUCUUCUUCUUGUCGUUGUGGGAUUUAUGGAAGCUUCGCGUCUGCUCCAAUGGAGGCAGAGAACCGAUGCUCGAUGGAUCAGAUUAGGGACUCGGAAGGGGCAUCAAUAAUCCCCAAUGGGAUUCCAUAUUCUUUUCCAGAGAAUGUUGUUGGAGAAGACCAGUGGGAGGGAUGGAGAUCCAUAGGGUUUCCUGUGAACUUGGACUCAAGUAAUGAGGCUUGGAGACCAGUUAGUCCUUUUGAUUUGACUGAGUUUCUUGUUGAGAUGUCUGAUCAUGAUGCAGGGGAUUCCUUCAACGAAUUCUUUGCUUAGUUUUUGCUGCAUUUUGUGUUCCAUACAUCCUGUGAAGAUGGGGAAUCCUUGUUGAUUAACUUCUUAUUUCUAUUAUACUUCUUAAACCUAUAAAAUCAGAGAAGGCUUUCCCUA